AUGGCGAGCCUUGUGUGGCUUCCCGCCCUUUCUCUCUCCCCUCCGGCGAGUUCCUCUCAUCUCGCCGACCGCAGGGCGGCCUCUCUCCUCCACCAUGCGGCAACGAGAACGCUCCCGCCGCCACCUGCCGCGGCCGCCUCUCUUCGGAGCGGCGCGCUCCGCCACAGGCGGCCUUAUCUCCGGCGGAUUCUACCGAGAAUCGCCGCCGGAAACUUGGGGGAGGGCGAGAAGCGGGAGCCGAUGGUUCCCCCCUACAACGUGCUCAUCACCGGCUCAAGCAAAGGUUCCGAUUCUCGCGCGGACUCUUGGAAAACGAAGACGGUUUUUCUUUUCGAGAUUCAAAUUCUUCCCUUCCAAAUUUCGUCCAAGUUCUCCGAAAUCUUCUGGAUUUCUAUCCGCAGCCGUGAUAAUUCAAGCAUCUUCUCUCUUCUUGACCCUUUCGUCCAUCGUCAUCCUCUACAUAGCUUUCCCGUUGGCCCCUAAAAUUAAACGCAUGGAGAAAGGCGUUGGAACAGUUCGAUCCUACUCUCACGGAUUGGGUUUCAGAGUUGGAUUGAUUUGGGGCUCGGAAUAUAAGAAGGAUCAGUAUGGAAUGACUCGGAACAUUAUGGAUAAUCUGCGCUACAUGUCAGUCUACGAGUUUCCGGGGAGAACCUGCUGAAGGGAUGUUGUUCAGUGUUCUACGGGGAAUCAUUUUUGUUUCCUCUUAAUGAGUUGCUUUACGGAUUCCUACCAGCCCAGUGCUGCUUCGAGUGGGUUUUUGCUUCCUAAGGUGGAAGGAUUUUAACCAUUGAUGGGAAGGCUUCUCCAUCACUCUGGGCUUCUGAGCUGAGACAAGGGAUGUACAAGCUGGGCCUUGAUUUCAUGCUUCAAGGGUCAGAGGAGCGAUGGAGAUGAAGGAUGAGCUGGAUAUAGUGGAUUUUGGAGAUUGUUGGGUUCCACUUCUUGUAUUUGAAUUUUCUGAUGAAGAAUGAGGGGUCCUCAGGGCCAACACAUCUACACAAUCGAUAUUCGGAAAUGCACAUUUGAGCUGAACAUGCUGAAGAACUGAAAUAUUUAAGCCGAUUAUUUUUUAUGAACGGAAAGGAACCAGUGGCUACAAGUAAUUAAAAGUUUUGUUCUCAUGCUCAGGCAUAUGUUGGCUUUGACGAAACACGCAUCCAUGAAUUAGUUAAGAGCAGCACCAGGUAUCAUUUCAGGUUUCCUGCACCAUAGUUGGAAAGGAUGGCUACUCAGGGUGCUUUGGAGGAAAGUGGGCUUUAGAGGCGACAGUUCCUUUGAGAAGCCCCAUGAUACUUAAACAUGAAGUAUGAAUGGGGAUAUUGGCAGAGGUUCCAUCGGCUUUAGAUGAACCCAAUAAGGCAUGAUGCACUGAACAACUGCAUGAGGUUAUGAGAUUUUGGAUCCUAAUGAAGUGGAUUAUUGAUGCAUAGCUCAACCUUCUCGGUAAAGUGAAAGGUGCUUCUGGCACUAUGGAACCCAUAUUGGGUGUGAUGGCUAUUUUUCCUUUUAACUGUUUGACAGAAAAAGAUUUUAAGAAUGGAAUUCAAUAGCCAAAUACCUUCUUUUUUAAACGCAUCUACCUUGGACUGAACACCAAGUUUUAAAUUAUUUUUUUUCGAUUCUUUUGUGUAUCUGUUUGUUCGUUUAUUUAUUGGAUGACCUGUAGUUAUUGCCUUGCUGAUGAGAAUUGGACUCUAGAAAUGGCUUUCUGUUUGCAUUGUCAUGUGAGAGAUUAUUUUAGUCAGUCCUUUCUUUAAAUUGGGCUUAUUUUUAUUAUUCUUUUUUUGAACCACUUUUUUAUCUAUAUAUCUUGCCGCCAUAUUUUUCUGAUUUUGUGGUCAUUAAACUUGUAUUUCUUUUGCUCUGGUCAGGCAUUGGAUAUGCACUUGCCAGAGAAUUUCUGAAAGCUGGGGAUAAAGUUAUACUAUGCUCAAGAUCAGGUAGAGAUGCUUGCCAAUAAGAAUGGGUUGCUAUUACUUUCUACGUUGUGGAUCAGAAUUAUUGGUUACUAUUUUCUAUGUUCUGCAUCAGAAUUGCUUGCUAUUACUUUCUAUCUUCUGCAUCAGAAUCACUGGUCAUUAUUUUCUAUCCUGCAACUUGGAUGUUCAUCCCCAGACUUGCCUAUUGUUGUUAUGCAUGGCCUGUGCAUCUUAGGUGGCCGAAAUGUUUACUCACUUGCCCAGACAAUCACAUGCAGGUGAACGUGUAGAGUCUGCGGUUAAGGAGCUGAGGGAAGAAUUCGGGGAGCAACACGUGUGGGUACCUACAAUUGAGCUUGUUUCCUCUCUCUCUCUCUCUCUCUCUCUCUCUCUCUCUCUCUUUUCCCGUCAACAUGCUUUUUUCUUUGUCUUUUUAUCUUUUGUCUCAUUGAUAGGCUUGUGAUAAUUUGUUGAUAUUAUUAUAUUUAAGGCUCAUUUUUGUAAUGAACUUUCGAGGUUUAUUUGAAUUUUUAUCCUCUCCACUGAUCAAAGUCGGUAUUAAUUACACCCCUCUGACUAGUGUACAUCGUUGGUUCUGUCAUGAAAAUGCUCGCACAAAUAUAAGAAUUUCAUUUCAUAUUGAAUCAUGUACAAUUUUCCGGUUGGUCCAAAUAAUUUCAUUUCAUAUAUGUAUAUAUAUCUUGGAGUUAUGUGCUGAUGUUAUUGUUCCAGGGAACUGUCUGUGAUGUGAGAGAAGCGAAGGAUGUCAGAUCAUUAGUUGCCUUUGCACAAGAUAAGCUCAAGUCUGUUGAUAUCUGGGUACGAGAUCCACCUGAUGUUUUUCUUAUUACUUGAGUUAUCAAUCGGAUGCUAGUUUUACGCUCAGGAAGGCUGUAAGUUCUACAUCGUGCCAAAUCAUUUAUUGCAUAAAAUAAAACAUCUUUUAUGGUAAGUGCUACGAAAAUAAUUUGGCAUUUUGUGGAAAUUGUUCAAACCAAUUUGGAAUUAAUUUCGUCUGGUUUGCUUGCUUCAUAUGCAUCGCUCAUGAUUGAUUCUUUUAGUAUACUUUAUUAUUUAGAAGAUUAAAAAUCCUUCGUUCCUUUAUUCAGUUUUGACAUCAUCUUUGGCUGUUUAUUGAUGCAGAAUUCGUCCAAAUAAUGGAUUUUUGGAGAAUUGCAUUCUAGAAAUGAACAAUUUCUGAUUUUAAAUCCACUUUAAAUCUAUGCAAAAAUAUGCAAAUUGGUGUGGUCAGAGGAGUAAGAACAAAUUUUGCAAAAAUUUAAAAUCUAUUUCCACGUUAAAUCCAUGCGCCAUCCCAAGAGUCAGAGUAGGAGACAAGAGUUAAUAUUUUAGAAUCACCAGCGACGAUUCUCUUUCCUUCUAGGUGAUUGAAAUUUUCUGAUUAGAAGGCUUUCUGUUUCUCUGCAUCUUGGUGUGGUAUUUAACAUUGUUGAUGAAAACUCUUAGUUCUUUAUAAGUAUGCAACUUUCUGAUGAGAUGUAUCCCUGUUUCUUGUGCACGUUGAGGUCCCAUAUGAACUUACAUUCUGAUUUUUUGUUUUUUACAAUUUGUCGGGUGAGACAGAUCAACAAUGCUGGAUCCAACGCAUACAGCCACAAACCGUUGGCCGAGACCUCUGAUGAAGACUUGAUGUGAGAUUCAUACGAUAUUUGCGAAGAAAAAUCCUCUCAUAGCUGGUGGCUCCUGUUUUCUUCAUCGGCGUCUGAAAAAUGUCCUCUCUUGAAACAGGGAAGUUGUGACAACAAACACACUUGGGUUGAUGAUCUGUUGUCGUGAGGUAACAUUAAUUUUAAUUUUUUUCUCCAAGAGAAAAACCAAGUUAUUGUUUUUUUAAAAUUUUUUCAAGUUGCAAAACUUUUUAACUUUCAGGCGAUUAACAUGAUGCUAAACCAGUCUCGUGGGGGCCAUAUCUUCAACAUGGAUGGAGCUGGCUCAGAUGGGCGUCCUACCCCUCGGUACAAAUAAAAUCCAUGCAGUUAUAGGACAUAGUUAACUAACUAGUGCUCUGUCUUUUUUACUAAAAAAUCGAUAAUAUGCGGCAAUGGGAGGCUUCUUAUAUCUAUGAACGAAAUGUGAAUCCAAUUCCUUAUCAGCUUAGAUAGAAACUGGUUCACGUCAUAAUACUAUCAUUGUCUCAUGGAUUCGUAUGUCCCCUAUGCUAUUUCCCUAUAAGUCUAUUUGCCAUGCAAAUGCUUGAACUGGGCCUCGCUCUAUACCCAUUCUGCAGAAGAUGAAAUUCUCCUGGUCCCUGUGAAUGUAUUUUUUUUAUUUCGUUUUCAGAUUUGCUGCAUACGGGGCGACCAAGCGUAGUGUGGUUCAUCUGACCAAGUCCUUACAGGUACGGUACCACAUGAUAUCUGGGAGUUUAUGCUGCAUUAAUUGUCGUUGAUGUUUCAUGUAAUUUGUGGUGAACAAAACUUGCAUUAUAGACAUAAUUGCAAAGUCCCAUAUAUGGCAAAGGUGUCCCAUAAGUUCAAUAAGUGGGAAGAGGAUGGCCAUGAUCUUGGGGUAUAUAUCACUGACAUAGUACUCCAAAUAUUUCAUUCCAGAAUUGUGAACCAUGGUCACGUGGCAAGGAAACAAGGACUUACCUCUCAACAUAGCGCAACAAUCUUUGUUGCUUUCUGCUUGGCAGAGGUGGAACCAAAUUUAGAGUAUAUAUAUGCUCUACGAGGUUCUUUUAGGAUGCUUGAGAAAGGACCAUCUGGAAUGUUUGAAAGCCAAAAAUUCUCAAUAAAAUUACAGGAAAAAUAUUCCAGCAGUUUUUUUGGUAGGCCAAAAGAUUUUGUGCGAAGAUAUUUAAGUGUUUCAUUUACCUCCCAGGCUGAAUUGCAGAUGCAUGAAGUCAAAAAUGUUAUGGUGCAUAAUCUAUCGGUAAGUCCUCCGAUGAGCAUUCCUUGCAGUCCUUGUGAACUGGUUUGGGUUGGGUUGGGUGUCAGAAGAUCAUCUGAAAUGGAUGGGAGAUUUGUGGAAAUAAUUUUCUCCAUAAUUUCUCUUGAAUUGCUUUCGUCCUGCUGCUGCAGCCUGGGAUGGUUACUACUGAUCUUCUCAUGUCUGGGGCCAACACAAAACAAGUAUACCUUUAACUCUACCUUCUUAUUCUUUUCCUUUCUCGGAAAAACGCUGUUUUGUUAGUUUUUUCUCUUUCUCUAACCCAGUGAUCUGAUUUCAGGCCAAAUUCUUCAUCAAUAUCUUAGCUGAGACUCCAGAAGUGGUAAGAACAGGCUUGUUAGUUUCAUGCCAGGUUGUUUUAGAUGUAGUAGUUAUAACUUUAUAUCAGGGUUUUUAUGAAGCUUGAAAAUAUUGAUUCAUUUCUCUGCAAUUUUAUUACAUGGAAUUGAAUAUUUCGAUAUAAGAUAUUGCACAAUCAUGAACAAUAAAAAAAAAAUCUCGAUUCAUUGCACCAUAGCGACUGCGGAGUAUGAGGCUAAUUGAAGUAAUGGGCGUAUAGACCAAACGAUAUAUCACAGGAAAAGAAUACGAAUUUCAGGUUUCUGUGAAGUUUAAAUUUUUUUAUUUUAAAAAACCUGCGAUUACGCGGCCAGCAUCAUCAACACGUUCAUCCUUAUCAUCAUCCUCAUCUUUCCUCAUCUAGCCAUCCGUCAUUCUCUUGAUUUGAUAUCUUCUUUGGUCUGUAUCUUCUAAGAAAUAUGUGAAAUAAUAUUUUCAGUGGUAUCAAUAUUCUCUUGAUGGGUUUCUCCAUAUUUAUUCCGUUCAUUAAACUAAUUAGAUAUUUUUCGUAAGGUCAGGAUCGUAGUUCAUGCCUAAGAAGACUCUUGGGCUUGAUGCUUUCAGGUUGCUGAAUACCUUGUACGUUGCAUCAGGGUGGUUCCAAACAAAGGAACCAUGAAGCCUACUUACAUCCGCUUCCUCACCGGGCUGAAAGCCUACUCCCAGAUUUUUUCAGUUGAGGAAUCAUAGCUCAUCUCCUUGCCGUGUAUAGUAAGUGACUUGGAAUAAUUUAAUUUAAUUUAAUAUUUAUUUUUUUGCAUCCAGAGAUUUGCAUUCGGCACCCGAAGAAACAGAUACGUGAUUGAAGACUAA
This is a messenger RNA of Spirodela intermedia, 5987 nucleotides long. The record is from the annotation of a GenBank genome assembly. NCBI's taxonomy places the organism in Eukaryota, Viridiplantae, Streptophyta, Magnoliopsida, Alismatales, Araceae.